This is a messenger RNA of Aegilops tauschii subsp. strangulata, 1338 nucleotides long. RefSeq lists its product as uncharacterized. The record is from RefSeq and is a predicted model, not a curated record. NCBI's taxonomy places the organism in Eukaryota, Viridiplantae, Streptophyta, Magnoliopsida, Poales, Poaceae.
AUGGCCGACGUUCCAUCCCGGCGGCGGCGGGGGACACUCGACGAUCCGCUGCACCCCUCCCCAACUGCCAAGUCCUACCCGUCGUGGCUCCAUGGAUCACUCCCCUCCUCCUGCCCUGAGCAAAGGUACGUCACUUGCCUCAUGGGUCCUGGAUCCGCCCCUGGCCGGCCGAUUUCUCUAAUCUGCUCUCCCUGCCGCGUCCGCAGGAGGGAUUGGGCGAAUCUCUCUGACGGGCCUAUGGGGAUUAUCGCCGAGCGUGUCCUCGCCUACGACAUCGCCGACUUCCUCCGCUUCCGUGCCGUGUGCCGUCCGUGGCGGCGAAUCUCCAUGGACCCACGCGCGCACGGCGGCCUAGACCGCCGGUUCCAUCCCCGUCGGUGGGUCCUGCUCCGAGAACGGCUCGCCACGCCCAACCGCAGGCGCUUCCUAAAUUCCUCCACCGGCGAGUGCAUCCACGUGGACAUCCCUGAGCUCCGUGAGCACGAGGUGCUCGCCCUCACCCCCGAGGGCCUACUCGUGUUGCUCCAUAACCAAUAUCACGUCCGCCUGCUCAACCCGCUCACCAGCCAACUCAUGCAGCUCCCGCCGAUCACCAUGCUGCUGCCUUCUGAGGACCACCACAGGCUUUCAGAUCGCUACAAUUUCGGGACCAACUUCGCAGCGUGGGGCUCCGGCAUUGCAGACGAUGAUUCAACAGUGGUGCUCUGCUUCUACCGGCUCCGCAUGCUUGGCGUUGCCAAGCCUGGCGACGACCGCUGGACGCUGCUCAAGUUCCCUGACCCACUAAGGACGGUACCUCUGAUGUUCUCCGGCCGCUUCUAUUGUGUUAACCUAAAUGGUGUCAUGGUCCUCAGGAUGAGUCCACCACGGCUCGAGGUGGCUGCCAAGCUGCAUAUACAGGUGUCCCGAGAAGGCUAUAGCGCCCACCUCGUGGACAAUGGCGGGGAGCUGAUGUUGGUUCACCGCAGGCGCUGGCACAGGUGGAGUUACGAUGUGUAUCGGGUGGAUUUGGCAACUGGGGAUCUAGUUGCAGUUAAUAGUCUCGGGCGAGAGCGUGCAUUGUUCAUGGGCAUGUAUUGCUCUCUCUCGGUCCCCAUAGAGAUUUUCCCCUCUGGCUCCAUGAGUGGUGACACUAUCUACUUGAGCUUUGACGCUGGUGAGAGGGAUGAUUUUGAGGCUUACCACCUCACAGACAGAAGCAUCACACCUCAUGACGGUUACAAUCUUCGUGAAUCGGUAAUGCUGCCACACACUAUUGUGGACUGCCUCGCCUUGUGCAUUACUGUGGGAUAUGAAGAACACACCAUUGGAUACGGAGAAGACUUGGAUGAUUUUUAA